AUGGAGGAGGGGGCUUAUGGCUGGAUCACCAUCAACUAUCUCUUGGAGAGUUUUAUCAAGACAGUGAAUAAAACAGAUUCAGCUUUUAAUCUCCAGCUCUACGGGUACAAAUAUGAGUUGUACACACACAGCUACUUGUGCUUCGGCAAGGACCAGGCUUUGAGGAAACUUCAGGUCUACCUUCACAAGACUGCUGGAUCCUCACCUGUAAUCAGUCACCCAUGCUACCAUGUCGGAUAUAACCUCAGUCUUACUUUGAAUGACCUUUAUAACUCCCCUUGUGUGGUCAAACCAAACAAUUUCAACACCACGGCUACAGUCCUUUUCUCAGGAACGGGUGACUCAUUCCUCUGUCUUUCUCUAAUGGAGAACAUUGUUAACCUGACCGAUUGUGCAUUUUCACCAGACUGUGGCUUCAGUGGUCAGCCUCCGGUCAAUGGCGAAUUCUUUACCUCACAAACAGUGAAAUAA
Molecule: messenger RNA, 471 nt
Organism: Sinocyclocheilus grahami
Lineage: Eukaryota; Metazoa; Chordata; Actinopteri; Cypriniformes; Cyprinidae
Product: ectonucleoside triphosphate diphosphohydrolase 8-like
Exons: 4
Coding region: 1-471 (156 amino acids)
Biological process (GO): nucleoside diphosphate catabolic process
Cellular component (GO): plasma membrane
Molecular function (GO): UDP phosphatase activity; GDP phosphatase activity; ribonucleoside triphosphate phosphatase activity
Source: RefSeq, a predicted model, not a curated record